CCGCCCACUUAGUAAAGGACUGUGGCUAAUCUGCAUAUGCACAUUAGCUCUAUUACCUAUUAGCGGAUUAAAAAGAUUUAAAACAAAGAGGAAGUAGGAAAAGAACUACAUUUCCUAUCUGCCCUGGCUGUCACAGACUAAUAGCACCAGCUGCUUUCCAUUGCCCUAAGGAGUGAUUCUACUGCUGCAACGAGACCAAAUACAACGAAAGUAUUGAUGCUGCAAAAGAAGACGGAUCUUUUGGUAGGCUGGUUAAUGAUGACCACAAGCACCCAAAUGGCAGAAUGCAGAAGACUGAAGUGGAUGGAAGCCCAUAUCUUUGUCUGUUUGCUUUAACAGACUUUAAAGAAGGUGAUGAAAUUACCUGCAAUUACGGAGGAGGAGACUGGCCUUGGUGUAGCAAGGUAAAACAUCUACUCUGAAAAAGAGGAAGGCUCGGGAAGGAAAUGAGGUCCAUGCAGUGGAGAGACAUAUGAAGACCUUCAUCAUGUCGUGUCGUGUCCCAGGGAAGUUGGCUGUGGGGGUGUAAACUGACAGAGGAAAGCUGUAGAGUUCUGUCCUCAGUUCUCAGAUCAAACUCCUCCAGACUGAGAGAACUGAACCUGAGUGUCAAUAACCUGCAGGAUUCAGGAGUGAAGCUGCUCUCUGCUGGACUGGAGAAUCCACACUGUACACUGGAGAUACUGAGAAUAAACGGUUAGGAAGUGAAAGUGAAAGUCAGUCUCCAUUUUGUGUGGAGGGGAAAAUACAGCAUUUCAGGAGUAAAAACACAAGACUAUUUCCUGUAAGUGAACUCUGUGCUGAUACAGGGGUUGAUUUAACACACCGAUGUUGGAGUGAAGUAAACGUGUGUCCUGCUGUAAUCUGGAGAAGGAGACAUGACCUCCAACAUGAGUGUGUCUGGAGAACAGGACUUAAAGAGAGACGAGAGAAUGAUGGAGGGAAAGAGAUCAGACUCACCAAAACCCAGCUGUGUGUCCAUGAAGAGUAACUGGUCAAUGGAGCAGCCACUUCACUUCAGAGACGGAGCCAGUUCUCCUGAUGUGAGGCUGUGUGUGUGUAAUCUGACAGAGGAAAGCUGUAGAGUUCUGUCCUCAGUUCUCAGUUCAAACUCCUCCAGACUGAGAGAACUGAACCUGAGUGACAAUAACCUGCAGGAUUCAGGAGUGAAGCUGCUCUCUGCUGGACUGGAGAAUCCACACUGUACACUGGAGAAACUGAGUCUGCGUGUGUGUAAACUGACAGAGGAAAGCUGUAGAGUUCUGUCCUCAGUUCUCAGAUCAAACUCCUCCAGACUGAGAGAACUGAACCUGAGUCACAAUAACCUGCAGGAUUCAGGAGUGAAGCUGCUCUCUGCUGGACUGGAGAAUCCACACUGUACCCUGGAGAUACUGAGGCUGUGUAAGUGUGAUCUGACAGAGGAAAGCUGUAGAGUUCUGUCCUCAGUUCUCAGAUCAAACUCCAGACUGAGAGAACUGAACCUGAGUGACAAUAACCUGCAGGAUUCAGGAGUGAAGCUGCUCUCUGCUGGACUGGAGAAUCCACACUGUACACUGGAGAUACUGAGGAUGUGGAACUGCAGGAUUACAGAUGAAGGUUGUGCUGCUCUGGCUUCUGCUCUGAGGUCAAACUCCUCAUCACACCUGAGAGAACUGGAUCUGUACGUUAAUAAUCCAGGAGAAUCAGGAGAGAAGCUGCUCUCUGAUCUACUGAAGGAUCCACACUGUAACCUGGAGACACUACACAUUAAGGGUAAUAAACUCACCAGGACGGCGUAUGACAGGAGUCUCACCUCAAACCUCUUCUCCAGGAUAAAGCAGUCUUGGUGAAGAGUUAGAACCCGUCCCACAUUUCCAGCAGUUUGGGAGCUGAAUCAUUAAACUUAAAGGGGCAGAGCAGAAACAAAGUCAAGAACAGGCAGAAGGUCGUACACAGGAGAAAUCAACACACGUAACCAAAUAUCUGCUGUACAAAGCAACGGCACCAAUCUGCCCCGGGGAUGGAGACUGACGAGGCUUAAGUACACGUCCGGAAAUGUGCAUCCAACUCAUCCCAAAGCACGAGGCGGGAGCAGGCGUGUACGAGAUGUGAUCGUCCAAUGGCAAGCAGGAACAUGACGCAUCGCAGUGGACUGGGCUUAAAAGAGGAGACGAGACACCCAUCCCUCCCCCGACAUAGACACACAAAUGGAACAUAGUACAAACAGAAAUACAACUGAGGACGUAACAAUGGCCAAGUAUCAAAUGAAAUGUAAACUUGCAUUGAUGAAGGUAAUGUUGUUAGUAAUUGUUUAUAAAUUACCAUGGUAACACAGAGCUCCAAGGUAUAAAAAUAUGGAAUUUGUCAUCAAACAGUAACCAGUUUUAAUACCUAAAAAAGUUUACGUAGCAAAAUUUAGCAAAGCGCUUUACAGUAAAUUAAAAUGUAAAAUUAAACUAAUGAAAUGUUGUGCAGCACAUGCUUAUGUUAAUGUUUGUUACAUUAUAUGAUCAUAUAAAUAAAUAAAUACUCCUAAAGUCA
Messenger RNA from Ictalurus punctatus (channel catfish), 2520 nucleotides. Its product is annotated as ribonuclease inhibitor-like. The transcript is spliced from 13 exons. The coding region runs from base 879 to 1829 and encodes 316 amino acids. Gene Ontology annotation, molecular function: protein binding. Lineage: Eukaryota; Metazoa; Chordata; Actinopteri; Siluriformes; Ictaluridae. The record is from RefSeq and is a predicted model, not a curated record.